ACCACCCUCACAUUUCUGCUCCUUUCACUUGAACUUCCAACCUUGGCCUCAAACCCACAAAGAAGAGAAGGAAAAAAGAAAUGGCAACCACCAUGGCCGCUGCAUCAACCGUCAUAGGCCUCGGGUCUUCCUCAUUGUCCCCUACUCGCUCCUCUUCCUCAAAGAGGACACACCUCGCUUCAGGAUUUGUGAAGGCCCCAGUGGCGCCCAGGAACCCCCUGAUGCAAGCGAAAGCUUGUGGAGGAAAGUUUACUUGCUUUGAGAGAGAUUGGCUUCGGACGGAUCUGAACGUGAUUGGGUUUGGGCUGAUAGCGUGGUUGGCACCUUCAAGCAUACCGGCCAUCGAUGGCAACAGUCUCACCGGCCUUUUCUUUUCCAGCAUUGGAACCGAGCUCUCUCACUUCCCUACUGGACCUGCUCUCACUUCUCCCUUUUGGUCAGUUCAUUUUCCAUCUCUUCCUACUUUUUCCUCCUAUGUUAUGGCUAAUAUAGGGACCUCUCAAUGUUCAAUUUUGCUCCUAACCAUCCACCAAAUUAAUUGUUUACCAUUAAAUAUGUAAACUUGGCACAUAUGCCAAAGAAGACCUUCCUCAUUCAACUCGUACCGGUAACACUCUGGCAAAAUUCUGGGCCUGAGGCCCCCAUGAAUUAUAGAUUGCACCAUUCUAAAGAAGCCCAAACUUCAACAAACCUAAGCCUAUGUCCAGCCCAAGACCCUGUGUUUGCCCAUUUAUAAUACCAUUACGAAGCCCGGCCCUACGCAUGCAAACGGGUCAAGCCUUACCCCAUCAUCUCAGCCUAGAAACUUUUGGCAUUUUUUGAAAUUUUUAUUUGGAAAAAAGAAGAAGAAGGUGCUAAGACUUAAGUCUCAUGGUUAAGCAUGACCCAUUUUCCACUAAUUGAAAAGUGUUAAAAAACCCUCACUAGACAUACUUCUAAAUGAUAGAGCCUGCAACUCCAAGCCAACUCUACUCAAUUGGCCCAGUGCCACCAUCUCAACAACUACAAGCCAAUUUGGGAAAUUCCCAAACAGGCUCUCAACUGGACCCUAGUGUGAAAUUGGACCCAUUGAAUGAUCUUCUUGUUUGAUCCAUUGCAUCCAUACCUUAUCUAACAUAUGUUGUGGAUGGUUUUUACUUUUAUUUUUUUAAUUUUUUCAAAACUUGAAUAUCAACAGGUUGUGGAUGGUCACAUGGCACCUUGGUCUAUUCCUCUGCCUUACUUUUGGGCAAAUUGGGUUCAAGGGCAGGACUGAGGAUUACUUUUGAGAAGAUCUCUCUCUCCCUCUCCCCCUUUUUUUUUUAAUUUCUGUUGUCUAUCUAUGUACAAUAGUACUUGAAUUUCAGUUCCUCCUUUAGCUUUCUUUCUUUUAAACUCUGUUCAAAAGAAAAACUGUCUCUUUCUUCC
Vitis vinifera (wine grape) is the source of this 1407-nucleotide messenger RNA. RefSeq names its product photosystem I subunit O. The transcript is spliced from 3 exons. The record is from RefSeq and is a predicted model, not a curated record. The coding region runs from base 81 to 560 and encodes 159 amino acids. Lineage: Eukaryota; Viridiplantae; Streptophyta; Magnoliopsida; Vitales; Vitaceae.